AUGAACUCAAAUAGUAAUUUGUUGGGAUCAAAAAGUCCUUCGCUUUCUCCUUAAAAGCAAAAUUAGAAUCCUUCUUCAUCAGAUAAAAAAAAAUAAGGCGAUAAUACUAAAUACCCUAUUUGCUUUUAGUGUAAAAAUAGAAUUAAAGAAAAAUAAUGUGUGAUUUUAGGUUAAAAGAAGUAUCAUAUUGAUCAUUUUCGUUGCAACUAAUGCAAUCAAAAGCUAACAAAUAGACUUUUUUAUGAGUAUAGAAAUAAAAUAUAUUGUGAAGACGAUUACAAAUAAAUUAUAGCGCCCAUUUGCCAUUAAUGCAAAAACUUUAUUUAAGGAAAAUAUAUAAGUGCGAAGAAUUUAAGCUUUCAUUUAGAGUGCUUUGUUUGCCAAGGGUGCAAUUUUGGAAUAGAGGAAAAGUAAGAGUUUUUUUUUAGUGCAGACAAAAAGUUUAUCUACUGCAAAAAAUGCAAGAAAAAAUGUUCUGAAGUGUGUUAAAAAUGCAAGAGGGUUAUAAAAGAGAAUGAGUAACUGAUCAAUGGAAGCUAUUAUCAUACAGGGUGUUUAACAUGCCAAAAAUGCCACGAUUAAAACCCGUAAGGCAUAUUUGUUCUACAUAAUAAUUAGAUUGUGCAUGACACUUGUAUUUUAAUUUGUCAUCACUGCAAUCAAAAAAUAGAGGAUGAAAAAGACAUUUCUCACUAUUUUGAAUAUGUUCUUCAUUCUAAAUGUUAGUAAGCUUACACAAAUUUUGUCAGACAAAAGACGAUUGAUGCUUUUAAAACUUAAAACUCUAAGAACUUUAAAAAUUAGUAAAAUAAUCAAAAUUAAAAUUAUGCUCUCUCUACUAAUUUAUCUCCGCCAAGCUACUCAGUCAACCUAAACCAAUUAGAAAGUAUGUUUUCUAAUAGUCUUGAUCAGCUUAAUAAAUAAUUUUAAGAGACAAAAAUCAAAGAUAAUAAUUUUGAUUUGGAAAUCGAAAUGUCUAAUUUAGCUAGUGAGAAUUUAGACUUACCUAGUCAAAAUAUUUAAACAAAUGAAUAUAAACUUUCAGAUGAUGAAAUAUCUCCAAAAGAGCAAUCUAAAAUAAAGAAGGAGAAUUUUCUAUAGCUUCCUAAUAGUACAGAUAAACAGCUAUGCAUUAAAGGAGCAAGCAUUUCUGCAUAAAAAAUACAAAAUAAAAAGAAAUAAAAAAUUGAAAUAAUUAACUCUGAAAGUGAAAAUGAUAGUGACUGA
Molecule: messenger RNA, 1227 nt
Organism: Tetrahymena thermophila SB210
Lineage: Eukaryota; Ciliophora; Oligohymenophorea; Hymenostomatida; Tetrahymenidae
Product: LIM domain protein
Exons: 1
Cellular component (GO): Z disc; nucleus
Molecular function (GO): transcription coregulator activity
Source: RefSeq, a predicted model, not a curated record